Molecule: messenger RNA, 11090 nt
Organism: Labeo rohita (rohu)
Lineage: Eukaryota; Metazoa; Chordata; Actinopteri; Cypriniformes; Cyprinidae
Gene: atxn1l
Product: ataxin 1-like
Exons: 3
Coding region: 249-2549 (766 amino acids)
Biological process (GO): anatomical structure development; regulation of DNA-templated transcription
Cellular component (GO): nucleus
Molecular function (GO): RNA binding; protein binding
Source: RefSeq, a predicted model, not a curated record
CUUGAGUCUGCUGGCCUCUGGAAUGGGCAGAUAUCACCAGCCCAUAUUUAACCGUUGAUUUAUUGCACGAACUCCACCGAGAGUCUGUAUUUUUGCACGUCGUCUACACGAUGCUAUGCGGAGGUAAGGUGAUGGAAGAGGCCAGCGGGAGGGUUUCAGAGCUGAUUCCAGUGGUGCUAUUUCCGCGGCUGCCAGGCUUUGCCCCAUCCUCUGUUCAGUAACAGCGCCCAUUCUCAUCCCAAAACACCAUGAAGCCAGUCCACGAGCGCAACCAGGAGUGCCUCCCUCCUAAGAAGCGGGACCUCCCUGUUAACAACAACAACAACACCUCUACCAACAACAACAACAGCAGUAGCAUCAGCGGCGGAGCGGGAGGCAGCGGCAUUGGCAGUACAGGAGGAGGAGGUGAGGAUGCCCCGUCUUCACAAAGCUCUGGAGCGAGCGGAGAAGGUAGUGGCGAGUGGGUGCGAGCCCAGCCGAGUGUGCAUUACGGCGUGGAGGGUGCCGAGGGUCUCGUUGGGCUUCCCGUGGAUCAGUAUAGCAUGCUUUAUAAAGUAGCUCUGCCCGCUGGCACCUACUCACCUACCAGUCUGCAUCCUGUUCUUAGCCACAUUUCACCUGCCUACACUGUUCCCUCCCCGGUGUUACAGCACACGAGUGUUCCCUACCCUUCGCUUGGCUUCGCCCAGAUCCCUCACUCCUCCUUGCAGUUUGUUAGCUCUCCGUACGGGGCUGCGGUUCCCUACGCCGUGCCUCCGGGAUUCGUUCCCAGCCCUUUGAUACCACCUCAGUCUGCUAUUUCCCAACCGCACCCCGUUUCCCACCUGGUUCCGUAUCCAUCAGUCAUUCAGGAAGGAGUUGCCUCACCGCAGCAGCAGGUCUCGACCCAUGCGUACACCAAAAUGGGAGUUCCUCUAGUGCUCCCUUCUGAACAAACAGCGACGCAAGCGCAGCUUGGGACUGUAGGGAUGCUGCCUGCCGGCGAGCUCAGCCCGAGAGCUCUGUACUACCACCCCGCCGUCAGGGGCGUGCAACCGCAAAGAGACCUGCACAGCAGCUCCAUGGAGCAGGAGAGAGAGGUGAAUGGAGGGGACAGAGAGCAUGGAGGCAGGGAGAGCCAUCAAGAUGUAGUUUAUUCGACUAGAAGCACACGGCUGCUGCAGGCCGCUGCGCCCGAGCCCCAGCAAGACAAGAGCUUGAAAAGCCGCAGGCUGGAGGGCAGAAUGUCGCCAGGACAGAGCAGCACACCGGACACUGAUCUCGAGGUCCAGCAGGUGGUCGGACGACUUGCCUCUCCUGUCCAUGGCACGAGUCGCAAAGAAGCAGGACAUGUCCCUCUGAACCUGUCUCAAAGCUCUCAGAGGGUUCGAGAGACUCAGGGCGAAGUCAGAACAUCUUAUGCAUCAAAUCCUGCUGAAUCUAGAGCACAUCAGCAGCAGAUCGUUCAACAAGGCCAUGCUGUCAUCUUGGCCAAUGGGCAGCCUGUUCUCGUGCCCCUGGAUUACCAUCACCACCAACAGCAGUCGCAGCAGCAGCAACAGCAGCAGCAUUUCCAACCCAACGACGUGGCCUCAGCAGCAAUUUCUGCUUCUCCCGCUACGUAUACAAAAGCCAUGGAUGCAUCAGCGUGUCUCCCGGAGCGGGCGGUGGCGGAUCCGCCUCCCCAACAGGGGCAGCAGCCCUCCCAGCAGCUUCCAGCUCCCGGUAGUUUCCCACAGGCUCCAUCACACUUCAUGAAAGGCGCCAUCAUCCAACUGGCUACCGGAGAGCUGAAACGUGUGGAAGAUCUGCAGACUCAGGACUUCGUGCGGAGCGCAGAAAUGAGCGGCGGGCUGAAGAUCGACUCGAGCAUGGUAGUGGACAUCCGCGCUAGUCAACAGCGGCCCGGCCUAGUGGCGUUGCAUUUCAACGUAGGGGAGCAGCAGAGCAAAGUGACUAUAGAUGUUCCCCCCGAACAUCCGUUUUUCGUUUUUGGACAGGGCUGGUCGUCUUGUAGCCCUGAGCGGACUGCCCAACUGUACGGACUCACCUGCCACCACUUGCAAGUGGGCGACGUCUGCGUGUCUGUGACGCUCCAGCAGCAAGCUGCUUCGCAGCAGAAACCGCCACAGCAAGUUCAAACCCGGACUCCCACCAAAGUCAACUCCACGUCAGGAGCCCCGCCUCAGCCCAUGGGCCCCCCAGCGCCCCAGCACACCCCUCGGCCGCAAAGCCAAUUAAAAAUGGAGCGUAUCCACAGAGAGAGGGACCGGGACAAGGACGAGCCCGUGCAGAUCGGGGGUUCGAUUUCGAGACCGAACAGGACUUCAGCAGAGCACACUCGGAGCCAGAGCAACUACUAUUUGCACACUGAUAGUCACGCUCCACCGGUAAGCGGAGUCGUAGGGGCGUCCCAGAGGCGCUGGUCUGCCCCUGGCUUCCAAAGAUACAACAUCAAGAAUGAGGAGGGAAGUUUAGCAUCAGCUGCCGCCUCUGGCUCCUCUCGGCCUUCGUUUAUCCCUCAGGAGGUCAAGCUGUCGAUCGAGGGCCGCUCAAACGCCGGGAAGUAGCAGACAAAAGAGAUUGUCCAUGGGAGCGAAGUGUCAGAGGGAGCGUGGUAGGAGGGAGAGAGAAUGUAGCCUCAGAAUGUUUGAGAUUUUGCACAUAUUGGAAGAUUCCCCCCGCCGCCCCCUUCUCUUCGGUUCUGGUCUCGAGCAGAGGACUUUUGUGCCAGGUCAUAGUCAGCGUUCGCAAUGAUCUGCAUGGGCAGCUUUAUCCGGUAAAUCACGUACCAAAGCCUGCGUCGUCUGCGUGUUCCUGUGGGUGAACUAUCAUGUCUGGCAGUGAUGACUCGAGUAGAUGUUUGUUUCAGAAAGGCCAGGGAUAAGAAUGGGAUACAGCCAUAGAGUCUUGACAAGCCUUUACAGUAAUAAUAAGUAUAUAUUUUAAAGAAAGACAAAAGAGGAUUGCUCAACAACUUUUUGUUUCCCCCUAAAAUACAGGCUCUUUCUCUCUAAACGUUGCGCCGUCAGGCUUUUAAAACUUGGACUUUUUAAUGCGUCUCUCUCUACAGGUGUUUGUCCUCACUUUCCUACACUCUCCUCCUCUCCCUGCCUCUUCUCAGGGUGCUUCUGCUGAGGAAUCCCAGUUUGAGAAUCAAUCAAUUGAUCCAACAAUCUUUCUACAAUCAGGAACUAUUUCCAGAUGAAGUCUAGCACACGUCGUAACAGUUGCAUUAACAACUCCUCAGAUGUUAUUAGUUCUGAAUCUGCAUUCCAGUCGUGGUGGAGUUAUCAUUGCCCAGUAAGGCCGUCUCUAAAUAGUACCUCAUGGUUGGAAGCAUCCUUCAGUCUGUCGAUUAACUUCUUUUGUUUUUAAUCCUACAUUGUUGUGCCCUUUUCCUGGAGACAACAUGUGGUGUCAGCCAAAAUCAGCCCUGCUUGCGAAGCUGAGACCAAAUGCAGAACAGGUUCUAGCUGUUUGCGAACAGCCUGUUCCUGUGGAAACGGAUUAUUGCUCUGAAGCAUGCAGGUUUAAAUGAAGUCGUCCCGUGGAAGCGUUUAGCACAUGCAAGUGUAGAGUCACUGCUGUCGGGUGUGGACUGACCGUGCUCAGUUAUCAAAAUCAAAGCAAUAGUUGUGUCAGAACACAUUUUCUUGUUUCUUUUUUGUUUUAAAUCCCGUACAAGAUUACUCCUUGUAUUUGAAUUGUUCAGUGUGCAGCAGUUUCUUUUUUUUUUUAUCCUGCACUUCUCUUGAUUUCUAAGGUGAUGCAGUUUUACUUAUGAUAAUCCUCAUUCUAACAGUUGCUACAGGUUCAUUCAAAGCAUGCGAUUACCUCUAAAACAACACCUUCUUUUUGACCAGUAGUGUCUUUAGAGAUGACUAAUAUGAAGUCACACCUCAAAAUGGGGCUUUUCUAAAACACUGAUGUUUAGGAUCGGAUUUAUUCUUAUUAGAAAAGCUCUGGCCCCUUACAUUGUGUCCUAACCAGGUAUAAUAUAAGCGAUAAAAGUCAUGCUUGAGUUGCGGUGUGUCACAUCUGCAAAAAGCACUAAGCAACAGACGCUCUCUUUCACAUGUUGUUUUUUUUUUUUUUGUGGUAUUGCAACGCAGCAAGUUUGCGUUCAGUUUUUUAAUGGACAGAUUCACUGGAAACUUGUCACGUCAUACCUGGUUAGGAUCAGUGUUGAACCGAAAACGUAUGUCGAAACAGCUCUUCUCUGGAAAGAGCGUCAUUAAUACAGUUUCUAAUCUGUGCUGAGGUUUCUUCUUUGGUUUCUGGUGAACUCUUGUACAGUAUUGUGUUCUGUCUCUCUUUUUGGCAAUAUUACCCAUGUGUGAUUUCUAUUUUCUUUUUUUUUUUUUUUGUACUUGUACUGCAGGUCUUGUAUUGCACAGAUAAGUUCACAGUUGAUUCACGCUGACUCUUUAAUGGGAAUCAGAUAUGUUUUAUUGUUUAUUUUUUCUUUUAAUAAUGAAGGGAAAAUGUUUGUGUUGUUUUGAAGUAUUCAGUUUUGUUGGUGGUUUUUGGCUCACGAGAAACUGACAGGCAAGGUUGACACUGUUUACACAUUAGCCAAGAGAAAAUGCUGCAGUUUGACUUUUCGUAGUUACUGAACAUUUUCAGAUGGAUGAAAUCGUGACUUAAGUGCAAUUAGACCAAAUAUUAUAAACAUUAGGAAGCUCAUUUUUUUAUUUCAAAACAGCAUUCCAGAAAGAGUCUGACAUUCCCACUUUUUGUUGGCUUUUCGUUGUUGCUUAUCUUUUUCCCUCUCGAUAUUUUGAUGCCACUUACUGUUGUCAAAUGCAAAUAUUAAUUUCCAUUUCGGCCUAGUUAUUUCAUGAUAUUUCUCUGCGUUGUUGGCUCUUGGCAUUGCUGGGCUGCCUAUGUUUAGACCAGGAUUUAAUUGAACUGUUUAGGCUCAUACUAUCACUCAAGGCUUUAAGAGAAGAGUUUGUUUUUUUUUCUUUUAGGUAAGAAGUAAUAUAUAUUUUUUUAUAUAAAUGUAGCGCUAGCAUUCAACCGGUUAGAUUUCGACUUCCUCCAAACUGCACCAACCUCAACGAUACCACAUGUCUGUGAAGUUCAUAACCGCUUGUUCCAGUCCUGGUAUAAACCCACAUGGUUUUUAGUUUUUUUUUAAACUAAAUGAAGAAGUGGCAAUGUGCGUAUCGGGUAUAACAGUAUUUGGUUUUGAUCACCCUACAGUGGUUCAAAUCCAUUUGUUGUUUGUAUUUAUGAAGCAUUUCACAAGCAUCAUCUGUUGUAUUUCAUCUGUUAGUAUUUUGUUUGAAGACAUCCUGUUCCUUCUUAAAAGGAGUCCCACUUUCACGCUAUUUAUAAUCUGGUCUCAAAUCUAGUUCAUGUUAUUUCUUCCUUCCUCUGUCCCCUUUGUCCCAGAACGUAUCGUGGCACUUUGGACCCCUUUAAGUUCACAGAGGACACUUCAUUAUAAUUUAUACUUCUUUUCAACCUGAUGUGAACUCUCCAAAAGGGCCACAACUGUCAUCUACCAAAAACUGAAAUCUUUCCAAUGGCUUAAACCAGCCUGAUUUGGUCUUGUGGUCUCAAUCCAGCUCCAGCUGGUUUAGGUUAUUACAUUGUUCCUUCACAGACAGAAAAAAAAAUCAUACUAAAUUAAGACCUCUUUCAUUAUUUUAAGUAUUAGAUUUGAUAUGAAGCAAUACUUGACUCGAAAUAGCAGAAAUGAUACAGCUUUAGCAUGAGCUAUGCAGUAGAGACUCAGUCAGCACCCUAAUGCAGUUUCAAUACUCUCACCAGUUAGUCUGUGGUCUGUUCACAGAAGUCAGUUACAGGUUCAAUAUCGUUGCGUGUUCUGUGUGUUUCUAGUAACCCACAGGCUCUGUGACCUUUAUGGUAGCGGUUAGUUAUCUCACUACCACGUCACGUAUCCUGAAGCUUAUCUGGUGUCGCUUAUUUGGUGCUGUUUGUUGUUUUUUUUCUUAUUUGUCAGCAAUGGUGCACUGUUCUUGGUCUUCUCAAAUGCACUGCCUUACCAGCCGUCUCUUGGCGAGAUGCAAUCUCCAAUCUGCAAGCUUCGUGGCGGAGAUGGACUGAGUACGCUUUCAUUAAGAACUGAGCUACUAUCCUGUGCACUGUAAACAAGGAAAGUUGACGCUAUGUUUGUGCCUUCCCAAUGUCUUAACUUUACUCUGGUCUGUCUUAUUAAGCUUUGUUCACUGGGAGAUUUGCAAGUCUCCGGAUUGCUCUUACUGUCAUCACAUCAUGUAUCUCACAGGCUUGAAAACCCUACUGUGCUGUUGAGGGCCAUCUAAACAUCAAUCAGUCAUGACAUCCUAAGUACUAGAAUUAGAGAAAUUAUAGUAGAAGAUUUGUGAUGAAGUGCUACGGUGAUUGCUUAUUUUUGAAGGCCACCCUGAAGGUUUGCAUCUCCCUGAUUCGCACGGCAAAAAGCCAAUAGGAGUUUUCAGUUGGGCUUUUGGAUUAUAGCAGAAAAUAAGUUCUGUGACCAGCAAACGUUUAGGAAUCUUGCACGUUUGGUUCAUCAUAAGCUUUACAAAUGAAGCUUAAUGCAAAAUGCAAAACAGGUUAUAAAUUAAAUGGAAAAAUCUGUAUUUGUUAGCAUCUGCCUUUUUCAAGACAAGUAAAAGCUUAAAAAAAACAGGUUAGUGAUGUAUUUUAUAUAUAAUAUUUAGCAAGCUUGUAACCAGUUAAAUCAUUGAUUUUUUUUUUUUUUUUAAAUUUGCAUUUUGGCAGUUCCAGGUAAUUUACCAUAGAAAUAUGAUCUUUAUGAAUUUCUAUAGCAUUUAUAGCACCACCUGUGUUCCAAUAUCCGUGAAAGUUUGCAUGCUUGUUAAGAAUUUAAGAGUUUCGUAAAGUUUUCAUUUAGGAUUUAUAGACUUGGGUAUAUUUGGCCACGCCUCUUCAUGAAAUGACUCUGUUAUAGUAAAACUCAACAUUUUUUGGUAAUUAUUGAAAUAGAGAGUCCAGAGAAUUGUGCUGCAAUGGUUUUACAGAGGUUGAGCGAAUAACCUACGACUAGUUUGCAAAAGUAGGAUUUUUAACAUAAUUGAGAAUAUUCAGUGAACAGAUUGACAGCAGUGGUUCUUGAGGCAAAGUUGCUGAGUAUGAGGAGAUCUGUCAAUAUUAAUAUGAAUAUUGUGUGGGCAUUUGAAACACCCUGUGAUUACAUUAGUAAACUCAUUAGUGCCAACUAGUGGGCGAUUUCUUUCAAAAUUCUUACAGACCUUUAGGACCAUGGGUCGAACAUGGCCAUCUAAUUGUCUAAAUGACCAUCUAAUUGUCUAAUAGGUGCUCAAUUUAUUGGCUGAUGGCGGCCCUUGUGGCACUUUGGACAAAGACACUGCAUACCAUUUCGAUUAGACUAAUGGUUGCAUAAUUAUAGCCACUUUUACGAGUAUUUUUCCCCCUCUUACAGCGCCACCAAGUGGCCAAGCUUGGCAUUUUUUUUUAUUUGACCAAAAAUUGAACUCUUACAUAUGUGUACUGAGUUUGGCGAAGAUAUCUCAUUCUGUUCAAAAGUUAUAGCCGUUUUAGUAAAAGUGGUUCUGCCCGUUUUGAACGUUUUGACGAGUCAAAAGUUGUUUUUUUUUUUUUUUUUUUUGAUAAUUAUUGAUUAUUCACUCUCAAGAGAAUCUUCCUGCACUGUUUUGGUUCCGAUCUGGUGAAAAACCUAGGACUAGUUUGCAAAAAUAAGUUUUUUUUCGAAAAAAUUAAAUUUCGCAAAUUUCACAGGAUGAUGGUCGUCGGGCAUGAGCCAUAGACUCCAAGGACAUAAAACACAUGGUUUACGAGUCAUGAGCGAUUUUGUAUUUUUUUUGUCGCUGUAGCGACCUCUGUCCGGCCAAUUGAGUACAACCAUCCUUCCAAGAUUCAAGUCUCUACAAUAUAUGGUUGGGUCUGCCCAAUCAGUUUUACGUGGAGAUUGCUGAUCCUUGGUCAUUCUAGUAAUUACAGUCUGAUUGGCAUCCGUUAACCUCGUCUAAUAGGCGCUCAAACUUUAUUGGCUGAUGGCGGCCAAGUUUUUCGAGAUCCACGAAUGUCCUCAUAGACCCUUGUGUCACUUUAGACGAAGACACUGCAUACCAAUUUUCAAGUCGAUUAGACUAAUGGUUGCAUGGUUAUAGCUGUCUUUAUGCUUUUUUCGUUCUUAUAGCGCCACCAAGUGGCCAAGCUUGGCAGUUUUUUUUAUUUGACCAAAGAUUGAGCUCUUACAUAUGUGUACUGAGUUUGGCGAAGAUAUCUCAUUCCGUUCAAAAUUAGUGCCGUUGUACUUUUGGCGUCCCUUUGCAAAAGAGUCAAAGUUUGACUUUAGUUUUAGAAUAUUGAUAUUCACUUUCCAAAGAAUCUACCUGCACUGGUUUGGUUCUGAUUAGGCGAAAAACCUAGGACUAGUUCGCAAAAAAUCUGAGGCAUGUGUUUUAAACCAUGGAUUCCAACGACAUAAGACACGUGAGCCUGCAACUAACGAUUUAGGAGCUAUGAGCGAUUUCGUAAUUUUGGUCACUGUAGCGCCCCCGUUAGGCCAAUUGAGUACUACCAUCCCUUCAAGUUUGAAGUCUUUACAACUUAUAGAUUGCUCUGCCCAAUCAGUUUUACGUGGAGAUUGCUGAUCCUUGGCCAUUCUAACAGUUACAAUAGGGUUUCAUUGCUACGCAACUUCAGGGUGAUGCAACUGAAAGUGCUACUUUGCCUUUUUAGUUUUUGGCCUACAAAAUUACGUCGCCCUUGCAGCACUCUGAAAUUUGGUUAAUGACGUAAGAUCAGUGUGUAAUGUGUCAAAUGUGACUCUCAAGCUGUGAUUUUUAUCAUUCAGGGUCAGUUUGAAGUUGUAUCUUCAAUGGUAGCAGCACAGAAGGGUUAAGCACAAGUUACAUUCCUAUAGAUAGUGCACGUCUGUGUUUUCUUCCCUUUACGGAUGUGUGAAAAUUAAUCAAAUCAUGUCCUUACCUCACCUUUGCAUAUAUGUCAAGUACAGCAUCCCUUUGAAAGCAUUUCAUCUCCUUGUAAUGAUUAGGGCAUCUACACACUAGAUAAAUGAAAGUUUUCAUAGUUAGAAAGCAGUUCGAGUUGGAAAGAGUCGGAUAUGUGGAAAUAAACUGGGAAUUUAUUUUACAAAGUACUUCCAAAAGCACAACCACAAUGAGCGUGUUGCGGUUUAGAUUCAAGACACUUACAUUUUCCUCUUUCAGUGAUGUUUUUCAUGUUCCCAGUUAAAAUUAAAAGACAUUUAUAGAGUAUAUCUGGUGUGUAGAUGCCCUACUCGUCUUUGCAUUUAGAAAAUCCCAUGUUGUUCUUCCAUAGAGCCUCAUCUAAUCAUGUAACAUAGACGUUUGUCGCUUUGAUGCAAUGAAAUCUGCACUUAUUUACCCUCACCUGUAGUGUUACGGUAAAUGUUUCACCGUCAUAUUGAAACCACGUAAAACAAUCAUCCAACGUUUGUAUGCUUGUACAGAUAUGAAGAUAAUUUUUUGUAUAGUAUUAGCUUGUUGAUAACGCCUUAAGAUGUGCACCGUUCGUAAACGAUGUGUACAAGUGACUCCCCGCUCUGCAAGGUCGUACGAUUUCACGUGGAGACAAAGUCUUGACCAUAGACCCCUCUGUAAAGGUGGCUCGGGUUGCUCACUGACAACAAUCGGUGACGUUGCACUUACUGAUUGUAAGAUGAUAUUUCGGGACUAGCUCAUAAUGUGUAUCUUUGUCGAACACAAUGUAAGCUUAACAUACGUUCUAGAUCUUUAACGCUUUAUUUAUGUUUUGCUCUUGUUAGUAGGGUAAAAGUCAAGACUGAAGCUUUGCACUGUUGACAUUCCUGAUUCUAGCUCAGAAACAUCGUACUUCACUUCCUCAGUGCUUUGUAGAGAAAAGCAUUUGAAUCUCAUGAAGUGCAGUGUUGGGAAGGUUACUUUGGAAAUGUAAUCGGUUACAAGUUACCCUAUUUAAAAUGUAAUAAGUAGUGUAACUAUUUCAGUUACUUUAUCUGAAAAUAGCAUACAUGCCCAUUGAGUUUCGUUCCGAUCGGCCUCCGUCAAAAUUCAUUGGCUGAUGGCGGCCAUGUUCUUUGAGAUCCGCGAACAUCCUCAUGGACCCUUGUGGCACUUUGGACAAAGACACUGCAUACCAAUUUUCAAGUCGAUUAGAGCCGCUUUUAUGCUUUUUCCCCCUCUUAUAGCGCCACCAAGUGGCCAAGCUCAUUUUUUAAUAUUUUUUUUAUUUGACCAAAGGUUGAAUUCUUACACGUGUACUGAGUUAGGUUAAAAAAUUAUAGCGGUUUUAGUAAAAGCGACCCUGCCCCUUCUAAAGUUUUGUCAUCUGUUUUUUUUUUUUUUUUUGAUAAUUAUUGAUAUUCACUCUCUAGAUAGUGAAUACUUCCUGCACUGGUUUGGUCCCGAUCAGGCAAAUAACCUUGAACUAUUUCGCAAAAGUAAAUUAUUAUUAUUAUUAUUUUUUUUUUAAAUCCAAAAUAUCCGAAAAUUCGCAGGAUGACGAAUGCUUUUUCGAAUGCAUUUUGCAUGCUUUUUGUCCAGUGUGAACCACAGAUUCUAAUGACCUAAGACACUUCUGCCUGUAACAAACAGUAUAGGAGUUACAGUUUAGCUGAUUACAUUAAAUUACAUUUUGAUUACUUUUCAAAAUUUCUAACAAAUGUUAUUAACUAUUAUUCAAUUAAUCAACUCUCAGACAUGUUGUAGCCUGAAGAUUUUAGCGGCAAUGUGGAUUAAUCUUUGCAGACGUGGUGCACUGCAAAUUCAACAAAAGAACCAAUCAAAACCAUCAGAAUCGGAUUGUCAAGGCAUUGUACAUAUCAAAAACAGUCAAAGCAACAUAUUAAUACGAUUCAAAUGAGAAAAUAUUCGGAUGUAACCCCCCUUUGUAAUCGUUAACUGUAAUUUAAUUACACAUUUUGGAUUACAGUUACAUUUAUUUUGUAAUUAAAUUACAUGUUAAAUGUGACUAGUUCCCAACACUGACAAAACAAUUUUGCCCGAAAAUCAAACGAGGGGAAAUCUAAACCUCUACAUUUUGGAUUUGAAAUAUUACAAAGAUACUUAUUUUCUCAAUCAGCAUUACUGUUGAGAUUAAAUAGAUGUUGUGUGCUUUAAAAA